AUGAGUGAUAAAAAUACAAUUUUAGAAAGGUUAAGUAGGCGAGAUGCACAACGGUUAGAAAAAUUACAGAAAGCACACAAGGCGAGGGAAGAAGUCGAUGCAUGUGAUGAAAACGAGGAUUAUUUCUCUGGCGCCUUUAAAAUAAAAUCUGAAUACAUUGAAGACCUGCUAUCACAAGUUCCAACCACAGAAACUAAUGUGUUACCUUCGCACUUUGACAACAUAAAACGAGAAGUGAACGAAUUACAAAAACAUGUUGUGACAUCAUCAUUUUUUCUAAAGGAGUUUAAUAUGCGGAAAUAUUUAGGUAUAGUGCAGAAUUUACAAACUACAUGUUAUGAAUUAGAAGAUCGUUAUGUACCAAGGAAAAAGUUUGGGUUUUCAAAGAAAAAGCUACCAAAAUCUCAUAAUCAGAAGCAAGGGUCCUUAGACGAGAGUGACGGUGCAGGCAAGAUUGAUAGCAACAAGUGGGAUGAAAAGCUUUUCGGUUUUGAUUCACAGGAAAAUAAAGUGUUACUACUUGAGAAUGAUGAGCUGUUUCAGAGGGAUGUUGCUCUACGUAAUCUUAAGAACUGUACCAUUGGCCUAAAAGGUAUUAUGGGUACGUUGCAUUUAACUAAUUUAGAAAACUGUGUGAUAUUGUCUGGACCAGUGACAUCAUCUGUAUUUGUUGAUAAAUGUACCAACUGCAAGAUUGUAACAGCUUGUCAACAGUUACGUAUGCACACAUCCACUAACUGUGACAUUUAUUUACACGUCACUAGUAAAGGUAUUGUCGAGGAUUGUUCUGGUGUAUACACGGCCCCAUACAAUUUAUAUUAUCAAGAUUUAGAAAAACAUUUCAAUAUGUCCUCUUUAGACCGAAAUGCCAAUAAUUGGGAUAAAUUGGAUGAUUUCAAUUGGCUGGCCCCAGAUGUUCCAUCACCGAAUUGGUCAGUAUUGGAUCAGUCACAACGCAUCACAAAUUGGGAUGCUUGGUGGUCAAAGAUACCUUCCUAG
Messenger RNA from Arctia plantaginis, 999 nucleotides. The record is from the annotation of a GenBank genome assembly. NCBI's taxonomy places the organism in Eukaryota, Metazoa, Arthropoda, Insecta, Lepidoptera, Erebidae.